Messenger RNA from Trachemys scripta elegans, 783 nucleotides. RefSeq names its product activating transcription factor 7-interacting protein 1-like. Gene Ontology annotation, cellular component: transcription regulator complex; nucleus. Gene Ontology annotation, molecular function: transcription coregulator activity. Gene Ontology annotation, biological process: regulation of DNA-templated transcription. The coding region runs from base 1 to 783 and encodes 260 amino acids. The record is from RefSeq and is a predicted model, not a curated record. The transcript has 2 exons. NCBI's taxonomy places the organism in Eukaryota, Metazoa, Chordata, Testudines, Emydidae.
AUGAGAGUAAGCGAUCGGCAACAACUUGAGGCUGUCUAUAAGGUCAAAGAGGAGCUAUUGAAGACAACUGACGUUAAACUGUUAAAUGGCAAACAUGAAAAUGUAGAUUCUGAUCUAAAUUCCCCUUUAAGCAACAUAGAUUGCAUGGAGGACAAAAAGGAGAUUGCAAACCUGAAACAUUGUCUCCAGAGAACGUUAUUUCUGAACAAGAGCAGGAGGACUAUUAUUGCUUCAGUCUCUGAGGGUGGAAAUCAGGUACUUGAUAACAAAAAAGAUGACCUUCACGAAGAACACCGAAUAAAAGAUAGUUUGGACCAAAGAGAGACAGAGAGCCCAUCUGAAGGUGAAAGCAAAGUAAGCUGUGACGUUAAUGACUCUUCAGAAGAGAAAGCAGAAACAAAUGAAUUAGCUGUUAGUUCUGAUCUACCUGUUGAAGAAGAAAAAAGUGCUGAAGAAGAGGUUGUUGAUGAAGAUACUGUUGGAGAAGAAGCUAUAUCUAGCAGUAUGGAAACCGACCAGGAACCAAAGGAUGAAGGAGACCAAUCUGCAGAACUUCCAGAAACCACCAUUGAAAAGUCACUAGAAGAACCAAGCGAGAACAUCUUAGAAAACACAGACUCUAUGGAGACGUAUGAAAUAAUUCCAAUUUUGGAAAAGCUGGCCCCAGCUGAAGAUGAACUAUGUUGUUUUUCUAAAACUUCCCUGCUUCCAGUGGAUGACACAAGCCCAGAUUUGGAAGAUAAAAUGGAGAACUCUUUGGGUUCACCAUCCAAACACGAAUGA